CGCUGCGGGUCCCGGGUCGGGGGCGGAGCUCGGGGCCGCCGCGGGCAGCGCAUCCCGGGCGGGCGGAGCCUGCGCCGGGCGCCUCUUCUGCUGGUCGGGCCGCGCUGUCGGCGGCGGUGCGAGAUGCUUGCAAAUGAUUGAAUCAUCUUGUAUUUGACCAACUAACCUUGAUGAUCUUGAGGAUUCUUAUUCAAAGUGGGAACAUCAAAAAACUGGCUGGCACCAGGAGCAAGCACUGAGGCACUGCUGCAUCGGUUGUCAUCAAGCCUGUCAUCAGAUGGAGCAAGUUUGACUCGCAGCAUCCGGCCUGUGGCGUGGUGGAGAGAUUGGGUUCACCUAAGGAGAGACAUGGGCUUCAAAAUGACUUUCCUGCUUUCUUACAAAUACCGAUUACUGUUACUCUUUACCUUAUGUCUCUCCGUGGUUGGUUGGGCCACCAGUAAUUACUUUGUGGGUGCUAUCCAGGAGAUUCCUAAAGCGGGUUUCAUGGCGAAUUUCAACAAGGUCUUAGUUUGGGGGAAGGAAGAAACUCUGACCAAUGAAACAUCUCCGAGGAAAGCAGACCUCAGCAGCUGCCCAUCUCAAUCUCCCUACCUAAGAGGCCAGAGCAAGCUCAUUUUCAAACCUAAUCUCACUUUGGAGGACGUGCAGGCAGAAAACCCCCAAGUGCAUGGAGGCCGGUACCACCCGGAAGAGUGUAAGGCUGCCCAGCGGGUAGCCAUCGUCAUUCCACACCGCAACCGAGAGAGGCACCUCAUGUACCUGCUCGAGCACCUUCAUCCCUUCCUGCAGAGGCAGCAGCUGGAGUAUGGCAUUUAUGUCAUCCACCAGGCCGGAAGUAAAAUGUUCAAUCGAGCCAAACUCUUGAAUGUGGGAUAUCUAGAAGCUCUCAAGGAUGAGAACUGGGACUGCUUCAUAUUCCACGAUGUUGACCUGGUGCCUGAGAAUGACUUGAAUCUUUACAAGUGCGAGAAACAGCCCAAGCACCUGGUGGUCGGCAGGAACAGCACCGGGUACCGGUUACGUUACAGUGGAUAUUUUGGGGGUGUGACUGCCCUAAGCAGAGAACAGUUUUUCAAGGUGAAUGGAUUCUCUAACAACUACUGGGGAUGGGGAGGCGAAGACGAUGACCUCAGACUCAGGGUUGAGCUUCAGAGAAUGAAGAUCAUUCGUCCAUUGCCUUACAUAGGCAAGUACACAAUGAUCUUCCACACUAGAGACCGAGGCAAUGAGGUGAACAGAGGACGGAUGAAGCUCUUACAUCAGGUGUCACGAGUCUGGAGGAAAGAUGGAUUGAGUAGUUGCUCAUAUAAAUUACUCUCAGUGAUUUACAACCCUUUAUAUAUCAACAUCACAGUGGAUUUCUGGUCUGACCCAUGACCCUGAACAUUGUGCUGAAACUUGGAAGAGCUGAAUGCUAGAUUGCAAUAAUUUUGGCCCGGGGACUUCUGUUAGUAGACCACAUGAAGAACUUGUCGCAGCCAUUAUUAAGCUGAGUUGUUCCUUUCCCUGUUUUUCAUUUUCUUUUUUUAAAAUUAGAGCUACUGCUGAUGAAGAAUGAGACAAGACAGCUUUUUUUUUUUAGUUGUUUUUAUCAUGAGGGUUAGUACUAUAAUUGUGAUACUUGAAAGGUUAAGGGUAAAAAGACUAUUCCGAGGAUAUAAUGAAGGCUGCUUGAGAACUCAGAAGGAAAUUAAAUUGGAAGUGAUUCAUCUUGGGUUAUAAGGUAAAGGGAAACAAAAUUGCUGAAUGUCACAGACAACCUGAAAUGCAGUGAUCAAGGUAGAAAGGUACUAGGCCCUGGUUCUUUUACUCAUUUGGCUUGUGCACCUGUGAAGAGACAGGUCUCAGGUGAGAAGAGCACAGAAGAGAGGCAGGACAGGGAAGAAUCCAGAUGCUGUGAACUUGAGAAUGAAGAGCCGGAGGUCAGUGUCUGAGGGACAGGCCCCACUGCUGCCUUUCGUGGAGCAUAUCUGCCCAGUUAACUCUUUCCAGGACUACCCCGGCAGAGAACACUUUCUCAACUUAUUUUUUAAGCAUUUUUGUAAGAUGAUUUUGUACAAGUAGGAUAUGAAUUAGCAGUUUACAAAUGACACAUUAAUAAUAUAGCAGAAGUACCUCUAGUAAAAGAUGAAAAAGCUUUUGGUGCUUAAUCUUUUCUUGCCUUGUUGUUGGAGGUCUACAGACGAAGUAAUUUCAUUCAUUCUCUGAAACAGCUCAAAACAAAAUGGGUGACCAGGGAUGAGCCAACCCAUUCUUCCUGAAGAACUCAGAGAAAUGGGGAUAGGGUCCCACGAAAGACAGCAGUCACCUCCUGUUUGGGAAAUACACUACCCAUAUAUUUGAAAGUAAAAGUUGCUUUAUAGACUGAUAUGUUUCCUUUAGGCUUUCUGACUUACCUUUCACUCAGGGACAGGUGAAAAUUGCAUUUUAAAAGAAAUAAUGAUGCCCCCCUCUUUUCCUUUUUUCCUGUAGACUCUCUAGCAUUCAGUUGCACUUUUCUUAGUGAUAAGUAUAUGACUUAGCUGUUGUAACUGCCAACAGCUGAUGCCAAAAGUGACCAACUUGGAGUCUUUGGGUCCCCGAUUGUGAUACUGAAGGGCACGAUAUAUGCAAAAGAUGAAGGGAUCUGCAAUUGAGGACUCAGUUUGUCUUUCAGUAGAAGUUAGCUGCAGCUUGCUUCUGUCAUGUGGCUACACCCUGGGUACUUUGUUUUGGCUGUUAACAGGGCAUCUACAUUUGUUUACACUGGAAACCAUGGUGCUCUGCCUGAUGUUACUCUUCAGCAGAUUCUUUCAGCCCAGAUAACAAGUCAUCUAAGUGACUCAUUAUAAGACCUCUUGUGGUGGAGGUGAUUACUUGUGACCCUUAUUUACCCACGGUACCACUUCCAGGUGCCAUGAGUCUGUCAUAACCAGGGUGGGCAUAGGCAGGAGGCAUGUGUCCAUCCCCUGCUCUUUCUCCCAGCAUGGCAGGUAAGUGGGCCUCAGAAAGACCAAAUCGCCCAUAUUCCUGCCCUGUGUUCUUUUCAUUUUCAGCUGCCACAAAGGAGCCAACUUCCAGGGUAUCAUAGGGCAGUGUACUUUGGUAGCUGAGGUCCUAAGGUACUGUCUGUGUGGAUACCACAAAUGCUUAAUUAGAAACAUGUGCUAUUAUCACCUCUGUUUCUGCUUCUGGUCAUUCAUUUUCACAACUCUUUGUGGUUUAUGAUAUUUUUUACAAACGCUUUAUUGAUCCAAUUGACUCUUAAGUGAGUAAAUGAAAUGGAGGCUUAGGUCAGCUCAGGGAGUGGACAGACGUUCCACAGGGUAGUAGGUGGCAGAGAUGGCCACAGACUCACAUCUUCUGUUUCCCAAGGCCAUUACUCCAUGCCUAGUGUCCUUAUCUGUGCACUGUGCAAACCAUUUGUGCACUAUCACAAGCCAUAAACCACAAAUCACAGACAUUCUUUGAGAUUGUUUUCCUGAAUUGAAAUUUCUGUCAAAGCUCUUAGAGAAGUUGGAAUCUUACGAAGCCUAAGACGUAGGUUCUAAUAUCGCCUGGUCUCUUUGGCUGGCUUUUUUUUCUUUUUUGGUCACACCCAGCGAUGCACAGGGGUAACUCCUGGCACAUGCACUCAGGAAUUACUCCUAGUGGUGCUCAGGGGACCAUAUGGGAUGCUGGGAAUCGAACCUGGGUUGGUCGCAUGCAAGGCAAAUGCCCUACCUGCUGUGCUAUCGCUCCAGCCCCAUGAUCUCUUUGGCUGGUGUUGGUUCUGUAGCAUAGCCAGCAGGACGGAGGCUGUGCCCGCUCUGGGCUGGACAUCACCCUGGCGGUGCUCCAGAGACCACAUGUGCUGGGGAUCAAACCCAGACCAUCUGCUCGCACAGCAGAUGCCCCCCCCCCCCAUGGGGCUUGCUCUGGCUCCAGGUCCUUUUGAACCUUUCCCAGAUUUCCUUUCUGGUUUUUUUUUUUUUUUUUUACUCGUCGCUCCCUCACUUUUGCUCAUGCCUCUGUGGACAGGUUUCCUGGGGGCCCCACAUUGCUCUUGGCAAAGAGACUCUUGGAAGAAAUGAAAGAUGUUUUCAGCCAGAUUUAAAUCUCUACUUCUCCAAAUUCUAUACAUAUGUUCCUGUCAAAAGCCAUUAACAUGCCAAUAAGACGGCACAUUCAGACAUACUUUGUAUGUUCACUUUGGCAAAUCACAUUUCAAUUUUUUUUCCCCUUCUUCGUGCUGCUGAGGAACCGUACACGAUGCUGGGAUUGAACCUGAGUCGACUGUGUGCAAGGCCAACACCUUACCUGCUUUCUGCAUCUUCCCCCCUUGGGCCCCUCCCCACACUUAAAAGUUACUGCCUAGGAUAUUUAAACUCUUGCCACCUUUGUUAGACUAUAUGGCCUACUUUCUGAGAGAGAAAGGGCUUGGUAGGUGUCAAAGACAGUGGCUAGGAAACUCCACCCCGAGCCAUAGGAGACUAUGCCUGAAAAGGCAACCCUCCCAUUUUUCCAAUGAUGCUGUUGAAGCUGAAAACAGAAAAUAUGAAACCUUAUGUACAGAAGUGGUUUUUUAUGUGUGUGUGUGCCAGCCAUCAUUUUGGACCUUGGAAGAGAGAUUGGUGAAGGGUGGGUUUUAACAAUAGAUGUACUAGUCAGUUGCCCUUGUCUUUCUGUUUAACUUAACAGUAGCCCAGUGGGUAUGAUGUCUUUCAAAGAGAAAACAGAUUUACUCUCCCAAAUUGGUGAGGGAUAAGAUUCAAACCCACAUUAAAUAGAAGAUAUUGACUCCAGAAUCUUGGGUUCUCUCCUUUCACCUCUUUCCCAAAUACUGAGAUUUUGAGAUUUCUUAUGAGGGCAGAGAUUCCAUCUGUAUUUUGGAUUCUAGAAGUAACACAUGGAAUUUGAUCUGUAUCCAUGAAAAUGCCUUAUCUUGAUACCCCUAGUACAUUCCUCCAUUAUCAAGUAGGAGGUUUGCUGAAAACUAUUACUCAUAGCUAUUGUUUAGGGGCUAAUAAAUUUGAAACACUAUAUUUGGUCAGUAAUUUUAUUGCAGUAAAUUGAAACAACAGGACAUUAGUUGAGAUACUCAGCCUAAGAAGGAUUCUUUAGAUUUAUGGUAUAAUUUCCUUAGGUAUCUCUUCAGGCUCUUAGCCAUGCGAAUGCACACUUUACUUAUCUUACUGAAUCCUCCCACCAGCUUGUGAAGAUAGAGAUGGUUUCCUGAAAGAUGUUCCAGGGAACUGAGUGAUUUGCCAGAGUUAUGCAGAGCUAUAGUUUGGAGCCAGGAAUUGGACUUGCAAACUUAAGUUCCAACAAUACACAAAGAGAGUAAAUAAGGAGGGCAGAGUGAUUUGAAAUUCUCCCAAAGUUAUUCAGCCAGAGAUGCGCAGAAACACAUCUGAAGACAUAAAUGAUGAUGACUCACUGCAAACAAUGCUGUUCUAUGGAGAACUGUGAGGUCUCUCAGGAAAAGUUCAGAAAGAGCCGGUCCCAGUCUUCGGAUUUGAUUGGGUCAUUUGGGAAAAUGUAUUCUACAUUGGACACUGUAAGAAAAUGUGAACAAUUUUUUAGUUGUGUAUUUCAGUACAUAUAAUUUUGUUUUUGUUUUUUGUCCACACCAGGUAGUGUUCAGGGCUUACUCUAGUCUCUGUGCUCAGGAUCACUCCUGGUAGGGCUCAGAGGACCAUAUAUGGUGGUGGAGAUUGAAUAUGGGUCCAGCACAUGCAAGGCAAGCACCCUCCUCACUGUGAUAUCUCUUUGGCAAACUCUCAAUACAUUAUAACUACAGGAAUGGGCUAGGAGAAAAGAGGAAUAAUUGGUAUAGACACAUCACUCACUAGCCAAGAAAGGGUGGAUUUUUCAUUUUGUAGGUGCACAGCGACCUUAUCUUUGUACUUGUAGCCUGCAUCAUUUUAUUGUGACCUCUGCCCUUACCUGAGGUAGGUGCUGUAUGCAUUUACUUACAUCAAAUUAGUGAUGUGUGUGGCAAUGUACCAGCCUAACCUCUGAACGGCUCGAGCAGCUCUUUUACUCCUUUUCAAGAGGAACUCAGAGUAGAGGCUACUAGAAAAUAAGGCCCAAUAUUGCCAUAUCUCUUCAGUCCGGAACUUUGGCUAUCUGUCUCCUUCAGACCUGUGUGUAUGUAUCGGUGUUUUUUUGCUGAGAGGGGCAUACUUGAGAGGUACUCCGGGGCUGUGCUGGGAGGCUGUAGAGUACUGGGGAUAAAACUGGGAUCCACUGAUGCAAGACACGUGCCUUAAACCCCGUACUAUAUUUCUGGCCCUGGGGUAAUUUUGGUUGAAGAAGGGUCUGGGUGUGAUGUGUUUUCUCAGCCAUGCUUCCUUUUUCUGUAAUGUCUUCUUAACCUCUUCAGUGGAGGAGACAGAUCAAGCCUUAUGAUUAAAAAUGUCUUACAUAAAAGCCAUGCUGGUAUCUCAUCAACCUCCUCUGCAUUUCUUUUUUUGAUUCCGUGAGGUGAAGCAGGGAAGAGAAACGAGAGGGCAGGUUAGCUACAGCAGGAGAAACGAGAUUAUUCAGUUAACAGAAAUGAGAAACCAGUACAGUUUUCAGUACCUCAUUCAUUACCUGUCAGAUUGGUUUGGUGUUGAGGGGAGACUUGACAUUUUCUCUGGACGUGACUGUCACUAUUCCUUUGUUUCCUUAUAAUGCCAAGGUACAUGAUCUUCUACUUUGAAUAGGAGCAAUACCUGCCUAUUUCAGCUGAUGUAAACAAGGAGAAAGGUUACGGGCUGAAAAUGAGGAAUGGUGACCUCUCCAACCUUUGUUCUUUUGCCAAGAGUCAAUCCUGGAGAGAUGCCAAUAACCAAGAAAGUGUGAUGGCCCAUCUGGUAGCCCAAAGGAGAUCUUCUCCAGAGUGAACCUGACAAAUUUUUGGUGUCCAGUGGUUAUUGUUCUUAUGAGAAUAAGGCCAAGUGGCUGUUGGAGACAGGGAAAUGUUACAAGAGGCUUUUGUUGGGUGGAGCGAGCCCAGGUCUCCCAGCCUCCAUGUCUCUUCUGUGUGACUUUGGUGAAGCUGGCCUUGGGCCCCACUCUGAACAGUGGCUCCAAUCUCAUCAGGAGCCCUGCAUCUUAUCCCACAAGCCAGAGGGAAGAGGGGAAGGUUGGACUUGGCAAGGAAGACAGAGGGCGAUGGAAGCAGGAAGAGGGCUGAGUAGAAGCUACACUAAGGUCAAAGAGCCUGCAGUACUGCAAGGAACGGAAUGGCUCAUUCCUGAGGGGAGUCCUUAGAGCUGGGUCUGUCUUAGCAGAAAAGUGUGUCCAGCCUCUUCAAGAGUUAGGUUUGUGGGGCUAGAGUGAUAGUACAGUGGGUAGGGUGUUUGCCUUGCACGCGGCUGACCCGGGUUCUAUUCCCAGCAUCCCAUAUGGUCCCCUGAGUACCACCAGGGGUGGUUUCUGAGUGCAGAGCCAGGAGUCAGCCCUGAGCAUUGCCGGGUGUGACCCAAAAAGCCAAAAAAAAAAAGCAGGUUUGUGUAUCCAGGAAGUGCAGGUUCAGGGGUGUAUGUGGUUCUGGGAGAGCAGUCUGUUCACACUGUGGUGUGUGUGACCCAGGUGAAGUGGGAAGUGAAAAAGGGAGCCUUGAGAAAACAGUGAAAACCUUUCUGCUCCACCUACCUCAGCCAACCACUUUGGCCACCUAGGAAAAUGCCUACUAUGGGUCAGGACUGGUUAGUCUGCUAAGAAAAGCCAUAUAGCACAGACACUUGGGUCCUGCCAGACCCAUAAGGCUGCUGUCAAACUGGCUUCUCCUUAGGGAAAAAGCGGAGUGUGUCUUUUGGGAGAAGGUUAUACACAAUAUCUCCAAAUUGUCUAGGCUUGGCAUUCUCUGUGUACAUGAAAGUUAAUCUGAGUGCUGUCACAGCGAAAGCCCAAUCCUUACUGUCUUUUAGCUUCUCCUUAUUUGAGGGUUCACCCUUCUCUGGGUAGUGCUUGAAUUUUUCCAUCACUAAUGAGUUCAGCAUUUGCAUCUCAGAGGGAUAUGUUUCUCCUUGUAUCUUUGGGUUACUUCAGGGUGAGCCAAUUUCAUUUUAGCUUUAUUUCCCAGUGCUCCUGACUCCAUCUGCCUUCAACAGUAUCUAUCAUGGAGUUUUCACUUUCUCUGCGAUUAAGGUAGAAGUUAGUGUUAGAGAAGGCAAGGGCAGUGACUAGUUCUAGGUUUCUUUUUUGGGGGAAUGGGGAGACGGUGAUGCUCCUCAGGAUUACUGUGCUUAGGGUACCAUAUGGGACUGGGGAUAGCAUCAGGACACUUAGGUCUGGUAAAUGUCUUCGGUGAGUCUGCGCACAGUACAGAACUCAUAUCUCAUCAGCCCUAUUAGGCGGCUGCCAGGACCUGAGUACGGAGUAAGUAGACAGAAGUCUACUUAUUCUGUGUGGCAUGGGAGAUAAUCCCUGUCAGCUGGCUUCUCAGGGAGCCGUGAACUCAGACCUGGAACAGGAAUUGCCCUUUGCGGGAAAGGUCUGUCCUAGACCAUAUCCUGGUUUUUCUGGGUUUGUCCUCCAGCCCUCAUGGAAAAGAAUUUCAGGACUAGAUGAAUAAUGAAGUAAAACACUUUUGUUUAUACAGAUUAUGAGGAAUGAAAGGAGGUAGGAGGGAGAGAAUGAGGGGGGGAGGGAGAGGAGAGGAGAGGAGAAUACAUAUCUUAAGAGGGGGAGAUGUGAGUGGCAUAUCAUGCAGGUAUCAUGUGCAUAGUCUGGUGACACAUGCACAUCUCCUUUGUCCAAGUUACUUUCUACACACUUUUCCCAACUUCCCCCAUGUGGGGCUUUCUACCUAGGUUAGAGUACAUUGCUAGGUGUUGUCAAGGAGAAGAUGGAAACAUCUGAGGAUCUUCCUCCAUGUCCUUAUCACAGUCCUUUGUUCCUGCUGACCCUCUUCUUGCAAGGGGGUUGGUUCAGCUUUCUCUGGGCCUGGGGUGGCACCGUUUAAAAGUCUUAUCAGGUCUUAGUUCCUGUGUCCACAAAAUGGGUCUGGGCAACAAUGCCUUCAGGCUGGUGACAGAGUAACUUCUUCAAAUCCCAUCUCAUUUUUAUUAUCCCCUAAGAACUCAUUGCAAGUGUGUGUGUGGAGAGACAGUAGCUGUCUGUCUGUCUGCCUGCCUGCCUGCCUCAGCUCUACCAAGACGAGAGGAAUUUCAAUGAUGGAAAAAUCUGUAGAGAAGAUUAGCGUGGGAGCCAGUUGUCACUCAACCCUUCAUGUGAACAUGUUCUCAAAGUAAAAUAAUUGUGAAUUGAUAUUCCUUAAUCUAGCUAAGCUUGUCACAAGGAUAAUGGCCUUCUAUAGAUAGAAAGUCACAGUGUAAAGACCCUGAAGGGAAAGGUAGGAUUGGGUGUGAGGCAGGAUCUGCUCUGCCAUAGAAAGCUUGAGCCUGUCCACUAACUAGGUGAGCAGUUGGAAGAAAAAGACAACAGAACAACUAGAUGAGAGGGCGGUAGGAGAGAAUGCUAAAGCAUUGCUCAAAGUGAGUCCUCCCCUUCUCCUUGCUCUCCUAACACCACAGACAGAACCUUCUCAGCAAAUGCAGCUCCCCUCUCUCUUGGCACCCCAAACCUUGUCUUGGAGAGACAAGGGGAGGAGGGGUCCCGUCUCCAGGCUGCUGUCCCACUUAACCACAGGUAUAAAGCAGAAGUGUUCUACUCAAAAGGCUUUGCUCCCUGUUACCCCUCAUCUCAGCUUCUCUCCUUUGUCCUCUGACUCAGAGGAAACUGUUCAGCGGUAUGAGAUGGGGGUACGAUCCCAAAGGAGCAGAAAUAUUUUCUUCAUGGUGGGCACCGCUUGGUGGUUGGAGAGAGAGACAUUUCCAUUGUUUCCAAGCACAGGGGAACAGGACUGAGCAGUGAUGGCUCCAUCACCACAGGAGUGAAGAAAAGGGAGAAAUCCAACCAAGUACUUAUCGAUCAGGGUUGCCUGGCAUUGGUUGGAAGCCACACCCUGUUCUGUUGCAAUUUCCAGCCCCUUAUUUUUAAUUCCCAUGAAUCUAAUAGGUUCUAUUAGAAGCCCAUUUUACUAGACUCAUAUGUGAUGACACGAUUGAAAACAAAAGAAGGUGAAUAUAUUUAAAAGUUCAUUUUAUUUAUAAUAUUAGACAAAUGCUGAAUUCUAAGAACCUCUUUCAGUAGCACAAAUGGAAGUAGUUUAGAAGAGAAAUAUUUUGACAGUACACCAGAGUCACUAGAAAUCCUCCAUGUAUCAAAAUCUCCCCAUUUUAAAAGGUGUUUUAAAUUGAGACUGAUUAAUAUAUAACAAGGCACUAUUUUGUCCCCCUAGUCCACAUAAUCUUUUGAAAAAUUAUUUUGGUUUUUGAGCCAUCUCUGGUGGUACUCAGGGUCAAUGUUUGCGGGGAGGAGGGAGGAGGGAGGUCACUCCCUGCAGUGUUUGAGUGACCAGGUCUCUGCAUCCCAUUGAACCCAGGGUUCCAGCAUGCAAAGCAUGUGCUCCAACCAUUUGAGCCAUCUCCCUGACCCCUGCAUAGUUUUAAUUAAAGGAAAGAUUGAGAUUGCUAAACAUCUAUCACUCUACCAUGUCUGACAGGAAAUUUCACCCAUUGUUAAUUCAAGAUCAACUCAAGAUCAGGCAUUGUUCUGGAGAAUAAAAGGAUCCCAGGGUAGCAUUAAGAAAUCAUCUUAGUCUUCUUAGGUGGAGAACCUCAUAGAACAAAAGGCAAAAGAUAAGUUUCAGCAGCCUUUUCCUUAUUUCUUUCACCAGAUAAUGCUGAUAUAAAGGGAUACUUUGAAGGUUUCUUUUUAUAAAGUAUCAAAAAAUGCAGGCAGAUUUGCUUUCCAAACUUAAGACUUAGCUUGCUGUGAUAAUAUUAGUUCCUUUGAAAUGUCUUUAACCCUCAAAUUAAAAAUAAACAGGGAUAGGCACUCUUACUAUUCAUUUUCCAUGUCUCUCCUCUCUUACAAUCUAUAAAAAUGUAGCUGACUGAGGUGAAAACAUGAGUGAUGAGAAUUUCAGAAUUUCAAUAAGCCUUAUUCCAACAGACUUGGUUAUUUUGGCGAGAAUGCAGGCGUUCCCGGGACAAUACACAGAUGCAAAAUAUUAGAAGAGCUCAGUUCCAGCACCUUAAUUUGAAGUCAUUGGCAGAGAUGAUAGGAUGACGAUGCUUUAUUUUAAUAUUCAAUCCUGCUCCAGUAGAACAUGGUACCCAGCAGGACCCAAAACUAGAAUACAAUGGGGGAAAGGGGGAGAGAACAACAGAACAUAAAUAAGGAAUAAUUUCUAGAAACAUCUCAUAGUAGGGGCAAAAAAGGUGUUAAGUUCAUUCAGACAUAGGUGACCCUGGGUUUUUAAAGAAAUCUUGAGCAUAAUUUUAGCGACAGAAUGAACACUGGGACUCAGCUAGAAUGGUUUGAAGAAUGUCACCGAACUCAAGAUAUUUGACUCAGGUAAGAGAUUGAGUAUCUAAGAUCUGUGCCAAUAUAGCCACAUGCCCCCAUACCUGUAAAAUAAUGAUAAUAACAUCUUUGACCAAAGAGUUAUAAAGUUGAAAGGCAUCAUAAUAAUUAAAUAAUAAUAGUAAUUGAUAAUUUACUCUGCAUAUGGCACUGCUCUCACUGCUACAUAUGUACCUCAUUUUAAUGCUUCUAAGAACCAAUACAGAAAUUGAGGCACAGAGGAGAUUAGUCAUCAGACUAGUAGGUGGUGAACUUGGGAUUCAGGCACAGAUGUUUGGCACUGAGUUUGAGUAAUCAACAUGGGAAACCCCUCUGUGAGUGGGACAUGCCUUAGUGUUCUCCAAAGCACAGUGCUUAAGACCUCUCUUGACUUGCUUUAUUUUUUGUAAGAUGGAGGACUGGCCACCUACCUGGUUACUAUUGUGUGGGACAUAUGACCUCUUGUCCAUAGCAGACCUUCACUACAUUCCCCUUACCUUUAUAGAAUUUUAAGAGUCCAUUUGAUGCUUGUGUUUCAGAUGGUCCUGGAAUUCUAAGAUACUCAAAAAGCUUGAAGCAUGAUUGCUGUUAACAUGGUCUAGACAGGACCUUCACUAUUACCCCUUUUCAUUCAUCCGGCAAGUUACUAUGCAUUUAACUCUGUGCUCUGCUAUACACUGGGGGUAUAAGUGGCGUUGGUUUCAGACUCCCCCCUCCCCUGAGACAAACACAUUACAGAGGAGUGACUCUGGCAGAGGGAUGCAGGAUGUAACGAGAGUUCCUGAGAAUGUGAAGAGGGUCAUACGGGUCUGUUGAAGAAGGUCACUUUGCUUCACUCAGUUUCUCACCCCAAUCCAAUCUUUCUAUUUUUAUUAACAUAUACUUUUGGGGCGGAGGCCACACCAGGCCAGAGAUUACUCCUGGCAGGGCUUGGGGUACCAUAUGCAGUACGAGCUAUAAAAGCCAGGUUGGCUGAGUGUAGCCUGACUGUAACCCAGUUUUCUUAAAGCCAGGCUUCUUUUGGGGUGGUAUGACCUUGACUCAAGACUGUUUGAACAAAGAUAGACUUUAUAGACUUUAUUUGCCUUUUUCACUGUUUCCAUCUUUGGGUUGAUGGCACAAAAGCAGCGGAAGAUAAAUCUGUUGCAAUCUGAGCAAGAAUCAGAGAAAAGCAUGAAAAUCCCUGUAUUCAUCGAGGAUAUUCACCUGAUAAAACCAAACCCAACCCGUUUGACUUGAGAUUGUCUUUGAUGAAAUAUUGGGAAUUCCUGAUUUUAUUAAAUGUUCAUCUUUGAACAUUUAAUAAAAUGUUUAAUAAAAUUACUUUUUGGGGCCUGGGGGGAGGAACACCUGGCUGUACUCGGAACUUACUCCUGGCUAUACACUCAGGGAUCACUCCUAGCGAUGCUCAGGGGACCAUAUGGGGUGCUGGAGAUUGAACCCAGGUCAGCAAGGUGCAAGGCAGUUGCCCUACCUAUUGUACAUUGGUAGUGUACAUUGGUAGUGAUGGGGGAGUUGGAUUCUGUCCCCUAUUCUGGCCCUUUUAUCUAUCUUUUUAAAUAUUCUGUAUGAUACAAAGGAAGUAUGUAUAAGUAGAUUUGUGAUAUAUGGAAAUAUGUAAAAUAUGUAUGUAGCACUGCACUGUAGCACUGUCAUCCCAUUGUUCAUCGAUUUGCUUGAGCAGGCACCAGUAACAUCUCCAUUGUGAGACUUGUUGUUACUGUUUUAGGCAUAUCGAUUACGUCAUGGGUAGCUUGCCAGGCUCUGCCAUGUGGCUGGGAUACUCUCUAUAGCUGGCCAGGCCCUCCGAGAGGGAUGGAGGAAUCAAACCCAGAUUGGCUGCGUGCAAGGCAAGUGCCCUACCCACUGUGCUAUGACUUACGGAAAAACAUUUGUGAUUGAGUUGUGAACUGAACUACCCGUUAUUUUCAUAAACACUAUUUUUGCUUCAAAAUAAAAGACUAACACAUGA
This is a messenger RNA of Sorex araneus (European shrew), 13339 nucleotides long. RefSeq names its product beta-1,4-galactosyltransferase 4 (gene B4GALT4). NCBI's taxonomy places the organism in Eukaryota, Metazoa, Chordata, Mammalia, Eulipotyphla, Soricidae. The record is from RefSeq and is a predicted model, not a curated record. The transcript has 8 exons. Gene Ontology annotation, molecular function: glycosyltransferase activity. The coding region runs from base 349 to 1380 and encodes 343 amino acids. Gene Ontology annotation, biological process: carbohydrate metabolic process.